Messenger RNA from Anthostomella pinea, 2388 nucleotides. The record is from the annotation of a GenBank genome assembly. Lineage: Eukaryota; Fungi; Ascomycota; Sordariomycetes; Xylariales; Xylariaceae.
AUGCCAACAAUGGUUGGCGGGCCCGUCGGUGGAGGUCCGAUGCCCAUGAUGAACAACGUCCUAGCUGCGCAAGUUCAAAGGCCGGAUGGAAACAACCGUACGAACCUCAACACAUACAUCUACGACUACUUCCUACGCGAACGCAUGUAUGAGUGCGCGCGCGCCUUGCUUAACAGCUCUGGGACACUCAACGUGAUCAAGGACAGCCCUGGCCGGCGUAGCGAUGAGAAUGGGAACGGUCUCGGCAAUGGCCUUGGUGACGAUACCAUGGACACCGACAGUAAGGAUGAUUCAGAUUCAAAAACACGGCCCGAUAAUCUUCCCGCGCCGGAUCUACCCAACGGAUCGGACAGUUGUUUCCUCUACGAAUGGUUCUGCCUAUUCUGGGAUAUGAUGUCGGCUCAGCGCAAUAAGUCUGGCAUCCCUCCUCAAGUAGGCCAAUAUGUCAACCACACUCAGCAUCUUCAGCAACAGUCACGGUUGCGACAAAGCCAACAGCAGGAGAUGCUGCGCAAUAUGCGACAGGACAUGUACGGCGGCAAUCCCAUGAUGAGGAGCAUGCAGAACGGCAUGCAGAUGAAUGCGAAGCCAACGAACCUAGCAAGGACAGCUAUGGCCAACAACCAGAACAAUCCACAAGCCAUGCAAAUGCUUCAAGCCGCAAAGCAGAAUCAGAUUCAGAUGCAGCGCGACGGAUCGAACAUGGAUGGCAAUCCGAACCGCCCAGUUUCCCCCGGCUCGGCCGACAAUGCGCCAUCGCCAAGCAAGCGGCCACGUCUGGACGGAUCGGGGCCCUUCAAUCCUCAACAGCCGAACAUGAUGAAUGGACAACGACCACAGCAAGGAAUGCCGGGGCAACAAGUAGGCAACACCAGAGCUGCUGCCAUAGCUCAGCAUAUGCUCACAACCAACGGCAUCGACCCCGCUAAUCUCUCCCCUCAGCAGUUUCAACAUUUCCAGACGCAGCCGCCCCAAGCCCAGGCCAGCUCGAUCAAUGCGUAUUCCCAAACCCUAAAACAACACCAUGGCCAGCAAAUGCCCAACAAGCAAGUGCCUAAUCCUGGUGUUCCACAACAAGGGUCUCCGAUGAUGGCGACAGGCCCAGACGGCGCCGCCGCGCUCGGUGCCUUCUAUAACGCGAAUGACAUGGCCCAAGGCGGUAUGAGGGCCGCAGGACCCGGUGCCGUUGCUCAAGGUGGCGGCAGCAAUCAUGCGCUGCAAGACUAUCAGAUGCAGUUGAUGCUUCUCGAGCAACAGAAUAAGAAGCGACUAAUGAUGGCGAGACAAGAGCAAGACAGCAUGGGUGGCAUCCGGGAAGGCGGCGGGCCCGGACCUGGAGGUCCUCCUGGGCCUCCAGGCCCUAACGGACAACCAUUCCAGGAUACUUCACCUCAGGCGAGACCGGGCGCAUCGCCCAACCCAUCAGAACAGAUGAAGCGCACUCCCCAGAUGAAUCCCGCGGGCAUCCCAUCGCCUCUACCGGAAGGUGGCCAAUCGAGAGGCUCACCUAACGCAAUGAACUUCAUGCAAAACGGCAUGGAUCCCAACAUGCAGCAUCAGUUUUUCAAGGGCAUGAACGGCAUGGAUGGUAAUAUGGUUCCCGCUCCGCAGAUGAAUGGAAUGCGGCCCCCGAAUUCGCAUCCCAACCAACCUUUUAAUGGCCAGAUGAACCCUCAAAUGAUGGCAAGACAGCAGCAAGGGCCCCAGGGUGUUCCACAGCAGAUGCAGUGGCAAGGUCCGAACGGCAAUGGCAUGGCGCCUCAGGGUCCUCAGGGUCCUCAGGGACCGGUGCAAAAUACACCGCAGCAGAGAUCGAUGCCGCCGCCCUCGGCCCCAGCUCCCGCCGGCAACACAAACGGCCGCACAACACAGUCGCCCCAGCAGACCAAUGCUGCCCCGCCUACACCGCAGCAGUCUAACAAGGCAGCACCCAAAAAGAAGGACACGAGCAAAGCCAAGAGCAAGGCUGCCGCUCAGAAGAAGACCCAGAAUGCCGGCGCAACACCGGUAGCCGAAGCUACACAGGAAACAGAGCCUCCUGCGCCUGCCACACCUAUUACUCCUGUCAUCCCCGGCGGUUUCAAGCAAGGGCAGAAUCCAGGUGGUGCGCAGCCCCCAGCUAAUGCUGCAACAUCGGCACCACCUCCUGCGCCUGCUCCAGUGGCUGUCCCACAGCCUGAUCCGUCCCAAAUGAACUUCUCCAGCAUGAACGAUGGCGGUGCAAUUGAUUUCGGGAUGGAUUUCGCCAACCCGCUCACCACGGACAAUGUGCUUCAGGACUUCGAUUUCGACUCGUUUCUGCACGACGGUGAUGGAGAUCCAACCGCGUUCGACUUCACGUCCACAAAUUUCGGAAUGGAAGGGGCCGGCGAAAUCGGAGCCGAGUAG